AUGGCCGCGGACGCGAACAACGUCGUAGCCGAGGACGAGAACUGGCGGUUGCGCAUAGCCAAGGAGACGCACUCUCAGCGACACUUUGAGUCAGAGUGGGGCUUCCUUCUCCCGGAUCCCGCGAGCAAAGCGACGAAGGUUUCCGUGGAGGGGAAUAAGUGCAAGUACUUCGACCAUCAAGGCGGUCUUCACUGGACGGUGCGAGAGCUGAGGGUGCCGGCGGCCAAUGGCGAUCCAUCCGAGCCAGAAGAGUCCGUGGACCCUCACUCCGCUGCCGGCGUAGCGAAGGCCACGCACGAGACGCUGAUGAGCUCUAUCCCAUCGAACACCGCGUUCAUUUCGACGUACAGGCAGAUCGGGCAACGCAAGUCGUUGGAGAUGUUCGGCGUGAGCGAGUAUGGAAACAAAGCGACGGACGCGACUAGGUUCUGA
Micromonas pusilla CCMP1545 is the source of this 432-nucleotide messenger RNA. RefSeq lists its product as uncharacterized. The record is from RefSeq and is a predicted model, not a curated record. The coding region runs from base 1 to 432 and encodes 143 amino acids. NCBI's taxonomy places the organism in Eukaryota, Viridiplantae, Chlorophyta, Mamiellophyceae, Mamiellales, Mamiellaceae. The transcript is spliced from 2 exons.